CUAUCUUGUAUAAUGUAUAUAAUAAACCCCCACUUCUCUUCGCUGAAGCCAACCGUAAUCCCAACUUAAUUGAAAUCUGCUUCUUCCUCCCCUUUCUCUCCGUAUGGGUAAUGCAGUGUCUCCAUGUUUUCAACAAAACUCAAACUCAGCUGUUAAAGUAAUCUUUUCCCAAGGCACCACCAGACUCCUCAGAGGAAAACACAUCGCCGGAGAGAUCAUGUUCGAGUUUCCCGACCAAAUGGUUUGCCAUGCAGACUCCUUCUUCAUCGGUCAACCUAUUCCGGCCUUGUCCAUCGACGACGAGCUGAUGCUCGGCCAGACCUACUUCGUUCUUCCCCUCGAUCGCUUCGCAGGCAGUGUGCUGUCCGCCUCCUCUCUCGCGGCGUUAAACUCGUCGAGCCCUAAGAAUUCUCCGAUAAAAUUCGGGGACAGCCCCUUCGAGUACAUAAAGGGUUCCAAUGGAAAGGUGUUAAUCAAAGUUGCGCCGGAGUUCAUUACCAGGCUGAUUACAAGAGGUCAGGAAAUGGAUUCCGAAAGUCCAGGCAAUCGUUUGCUCUGUAGCACACCGGAGCUUCAGAAACACUACGAGCAGCUUGUUGGUUCUAAAGAGCAAUUGUGGUCGCCCAAGCUUGAAACCAUUUCUGAGCAUAAAAUUAGGUUUUCACCAUGCAGAUUCAUAGGGCUGGAGUACUGGAAACCGAAAGAGACGCAAGUGUAAUACAAUUUACUUCUUCUUCUUUUUUCAGACAGAUCGAUGAAAUCACUUGAUUUUUCCCCUGUACACUGUGGCAGUAAUUAGAACACAAAGAGAUACAUAUGCUUAGUGGCAAAAAGAAAAAAAAAUUGUGUAUUCUUGCUGUUUUGUUAAUUUCAUUCUUGUCAAUGGAUUAGUUGUUCUUAGAAAAAUUGAUUCUUUAGUUUGUAACUUGUAUAUACAGUCACUUAUUAUACAAUCUCGGUCUUU
This is a messenger RNA of Rosa rugosa (rugosa rose), 964 nucleotides long. RefSeq lists its product as uncharacterized. NCBI's taxonomy places the organism in Eukaryota, Viridiplantae, Streptophyta, Magnoliopsida, Rosales, Rosaceae. The record is from RefSeq and is a predicted model, not a curated record. The coding region runs from base 104 to 718 and encodes 204 amino acids. The transcript has a single exon.